Molecule: messenger RNA, 2507 nt
Organism: Setaria italica (foxtail millet)
Lineage: Eukaryota; Viridiplantae; Streptophyta; Magnoliopsida; Poales; Poaceae
Exons: 2
Coding region: 156-1805 (549 amino acids)
Source: RefSeq, a predicted model, not a curated record
GAACAGCCAGUGGAAGCCGCCGUGCCGAGGCGGACGGGAGGCUACCAACUCCGCCGCAGCCGCCGCGGCGCAGAGGAAUGCGGCGAGGAGCGGUGGGGCCGCCGCUGCAACGGUAGCUAGCUGCUGGGCUCGGCUCGGAGCGCGGGAGGGGAGCAAUGAGGGUGUGGAGGGAGGGUGCGGGGUGGUGCUUCUGCUCCGGCGGCGGCGACGACGGGGGGCGGUCGGAGCGGGUCAAGGCGGCGAUCUUCUCCGCGAGGGCCUCCGCGCUGGCGGCCAUCAAUGGGCAGGGGCACGGCAGCGGGAGCGGGCUCCUGAUCCACCGGAACCUGCUGCUCACCACGCACGGCAACCUGCCCUCGGCGGCCGCCGCCGAGGACGCCGAGGCGCGGCUCGUCCACGGCCGUCUCGUCGCCCGACUCGAGCCUCACAGAUUCUUCAUUACAAGCUCAAUUCUUGACCUUACAAUAGUGGGUCUUGAUUAUACAGAAGGCGACUCAAAUCUGCAGAGUCAGCAACCUCACUAUUUGAAAACAUGCUGCAAACCAAGCCUAGAUCAUGGAAGUGCUGUGUACCUACUGGGACAUACGGGGAAAAAGGAACUGGUGAUUGGUGAGGGAAAGGUAGUUAUUGGCACAGACAAUCUCAUAAAGCUCGCAACAGAUGGGAUGACAUGGUGCCCUGGGUCUGCCGGUUUUGAUGCCCAAGGGAACCUAGCUUUCAUGAUUUGUGACCCAAUGAAGCUGGCCUCUUCUCCGGCUGCAAGAUCAUCCUCAGCAUCCUCGUCCUCAUCACAUUCGUGGAAGAAGGACCACCCAAUGCAAUUUGGGAUCCCCAUAUCUGUGGUUUGCGAUUGGUUGUAUCAACAUUGGCAGGGCAACUUGGACGAGGUUAGCAAGCCAAAGUUACCUCUUGUUCGGUUGAUGUCCAGCAGGAGUGAUCACUCAAGCACCUCAUUCACUCGUCGUCAUGUAUUCAAGCCUGACGACGAGAAUGAUGAUGCCUCUGUUUGUUCAAAGCCUAAACAUCAGCAGGCAUCAGGAAGCUCAGCCACCGCAAGGAUCUCGCAUGAAGCGAAUCCUCUAGUUGAUCUGCGCACUAGCAGCGAGCAAGGGAUUGCGACGCCAGAAAUAUAUGAAUCGCCAAGGCGAAGUUCUUGCCAGGCUCACAAGGAUGCUGCACCAGUUCAACUUUUGGACAUCAACUUCCCGCCCAGGGCUCCAAAGACUAUCUUUCUACCACUGCCUCUGAAGCAAAUGCUUUCCGAUGAGAACAAUGUCGAAACAUCCAGGCCAAAAAAUCGAUCGAAAGGCAAUGGUUUCCCAUCAGGACUGAUAUGGCACCGUAACAGUGAGGCUGAGUGUAGGGACCCUCCAGUAGCUCUUCGGCAUGAGGAUUGCAGCAGUGAGGGGCAGUCGAGCUCAUCACCUGUUGAGAUACUGGAGUAUGGAGGUCAAGAUAAUUAUAGCAGCGAGGAGGAAACAAUGUACUCAGCUGAAACCAUGGAAAGCAGGAACAUUCCAAGCCCCAGGGAAAAGCAUGUGGGGAGGAGCCAGAGCUGUGUCACCUACAGCAGGUGGAGCUCUCCAAGAACCUCGUCGAUGCAAAACGGAACCUUGCGAAAGCAGCAUACACUGAUCCCUGUGCGGAAGACACACUCGCAGAACACCGCUCUGCCGCAGAGGAGUCAUGACUAUUUAAGCCCAACGGUCUCCUCAGCUAUGAAGAAGAGGAAUUCCAUGGAACAGCAACAACCCACAAAGCCUCGUCGGAGCGCUGUUCAGUCUUCCCCAAAAUGGAUGUUUUGAUGGUUCUGCACAUCUGGAUUUGUGGGUGGUGACGAUGAACAAAGAUUUGCCGUUUUGGUGGGAAUCUACUGCUCCUAUGUUUCCUUCUCAAAGCUUAUCUGUAAGUCGAUGCUGUCUUCCUUGCUUUCUCUCUAUAUGAGACUCUAUGCGCAGAAUGGCUUGGAUAAAUAAAGAGAAACAGAAAGGAAAAGAAAAGGCAGAAAACAAGAAGAAAGAUUACAGAUCAAAUGUGUUGAGGGCAUCAUGUGUGAGCUCGCUGUGAAGUGUUGUUAUCCUCGUGUGUAGACUGGAUGUCUGGAUAAGAACUGUUACAGACUGUAGUCUUCAGCUUACGGAUUUUAACUAAACAGUUUAAUGAUGAUAUUUGUUUCUUUUUUUUUGUUUUAUCCAUGGACAUGAGGACUAUAAUCGUUUUGUUUGCUGUGGCAUUGCGGUGCUGUGUAUGUCCUGAAUUGAAAUCAGGAGUCUUAAUAGGUUUGAGGGUUUGGCUACCAAGUGAGUUUUUAUUUCCCUUUUCACUUUACUACUUGAAGCAGAUACUGCUACAGAUCUGAAUGCUUUUUUUUUUACCAGGCUACAGAUCUGAAUGCAGUUGAGGCUUUAGAGUAGAUAAUAUUGUCCGUAAUGCGUUGGUAGUGUGCCAGACUACAUCAAUGUAAAUAGCAUUUAUGGUGAAUAAUGUGGCAGAGUUCAUUGUGGUCC